This is a messenger RNA of Arachis ipaensis, 2899 nucleotides long. The record is from RefSeq and is a predicted model, not a curated record. Lineage: Eukaryota; Viridiplantae; Streptophyta; Magnoliopsida; Fabales; Fabaceae.
AAUAUGCAUUAAAAAAAAAAAGAGAUAAUGAAAUACAAGGUAUAUCAAGUUAAGAGGGUCCAUCACUAUAAAAGUGUAGUUCCUUUCUUGUUGUGUGAGAACAAGGUACGAGAUUGAAAGAGACACAGAGGUUGGUGCUUUCUCAUCAGUGGCCAGAGAGCAAUGGAUUGGGUGGUCAAUGAGAAUGAAGAGAAGCUUCAAUCCAAAAUCAGAGUAAAUGGAGAGAAUGAGGAAGUAGAUGAUUCUCCAAUUGAACAAGUGAGGCUAACAGUGCCAAUAAGUGAUGAUCCAAAUGAAGCACAUUUAGGACAUAAGGAGAAUGAGGAAGUAGAUGAUUCUCCAAUUGAACAAGUGAGGCUAACAGUGCCAAUAAGUGAUGAUCCAAAUGAAGCAGCACUAACAUUUAGGACAUGGCUUCUUGGGAUCAUAUCAUGUGUGGUUCUUUCAUUUCUGAACCAAUUCUUUGGUUACAGAACCAACCCUCUUACACUUACAUCUGUGUCAGUCCAAAUUGUUACACUCCCAGUUGGUAAAUUCUUGGCUGCAACACUUCCCACAAAGCAAAUCAGUGUUCCUUUGACCAAAUGGUCAUUUACCUUGAAUCCAGGACCAUUCACUAUGAAAGAACAUGUCCUUAUAACAUUAUUUGCAAGUGCUGGAUCCAGUGGUGUCUAUGCAAUUAACAUCAUCACUAUUGUCAAGGCUUUUUAUCAUAGAGGCAUUCAUCCACUUGCUGCUUUUAUGUUAUCUAUGUCAACUCAGCAGGACAUUGCAUGAGAAAGAAAAAAGGCCUAAAGGAGGAUUAACAAGGAUGCAAUUCUUCUUAAUAGUGUUUGGAGCGAGCUUUGCAUAUUAUGUUAUUCCAGGCUACCUCUUCCAAUCAUUGCAAGCUAUCUCUAUAGUUUGCUUGAUAUGGAAGAAAUCUAUCACUGCACAACAAAUUGGUUCAGGCUAUUAUGGCCUUGGCAUCGGCUCGUUCGCCCUCGACUGGAACACGGUGGCCGGCUUCUUUGGGAGUCCUUUGGCUUACCCCAGCUUUGCCAUCAUCAACAUAUUGGUUGGAUUUGUGAUCUUUGUGUACAUUCUUGUUCCACUCUUCUAUUGGAACAACAUCAAAGAUGCUAAGAAGUUUCCUCUCAUUAGUUCUCACACAUUUGACUCUUCUGGAAAAAAAUACAAUGUUACCCGUAUUCUAAAUGCAAAAAGCUUUGACAUUGAUAUGGAAGGUUACAACAGUUAUAGCAAGAUUUAUCUUAGUGCCAUAUUUGCACUUGAUUAUGGCUUGAGCUUUGCAACUCUCACUGCCACUAUUUCACAUGUUCUACUCUUUCAUGGAAAAACGAUAUACCGGAUGACAAGAAGCACAACAGAAGCACUUAAGGGAAAACUUGGAGAUGUGCAUACAAGAAUCAUGAAGAAGAACUAUGAACAGGUUCCUGAAUGGUGGUUUAUCUCCAUUUUGAUUCUAAUGACUGUGGUAGCUUUGAUAUCUUGUGAAGGCUUUGGAAAGCAACUCCAACUGCCAUGGUGGGGAGUCUUAAUGUCUUUAGGGAUUGGACUGUCUUUCACUUUGCCAAUUGGAAUCAUUCAAGCAACAACAAACCAGCAAGUUGGACUCAAUGUGAUCACAGAGUUAAUCAUUGGGUACCUUUACCCGGGAAAGCCCCUUGCAAAUGUAACAUUCAAGACCUAUGGCUACAUUAGCAUGUCUCAAGCUCUUGGAUUUCUUAAUGACUUCAAAUUAGGCCACUACAUGAAGAUUCCUCCCAAAUCUAUGUUCAUUGUGCAGCUGGUAGGCACACUGGUGGCUUCCGUCGUGUACUUUGGCACAGCAUGGUGGCUUCUUACAUCGAUCGAUAAUAUAUGUGACACAUCGAAGUUGCCAGAGAGCAGUCCAUGGACAUGCCCCGGAGAUGAUGUGUUCUAUAAUGCGUCGAUCAUAUGGGGGAUCGUAGGGCCAGGAAGAAUGUUCACCAAGAAAGGAAUCUACCCGGAGCUGAACUGGUUUUUCCUCAUUGGUCUCCUUGCGCCGGUUCCAGGGUGGUUCCUUUCUCGAAAGUUCCCACAGCACAAGUGGAUUGGACUCAUACACAUACCACUCAUUAUGCAAGGCGCCAGCAGCAUUCCACCAGCGAGAUCUGUGAACUACAUCACGUGGGGAAUUGUGGGGAUCUUCUUCAACAUCUAUGUUUACAAGAAGUUCAAGGUGUGGUGGGCGCGCCAUACUUACAUCCUCUCGGCGGCCCUGGAUGCCGGAGUUGCUUUCAUGGCUGUUGCACUCUAUUUUGCACUCCAAAACUAUGAUAUUUUUGGUCCAGAUUGGUGGGGUGCUGAUGGAACUGAUCACUGCCAACUGGCCAAAUGCCCCACAGCACCAGGUGUAGUUGCUGCUGGCUGUCCUGUUCUAUGAGUUUCAUAUAAGAAAUCCAUGCAUGGAGGUGUUAAUAUAGAGUAUCAAUAGUAGAAGAACAAAUUGCAGUUUGUUUGCAUAGCAGGCACGUUUGAUAUAAACAAACAGCAAUCACUUUAGGAUCCAAUAAUAUUUAUUGUGUUUAGUAAGAUUUUAUGUUAUAUUCACCUUUUAGUUCUUUUAUUUCCUUUUCUCUGGUCAAGUUGUAAUUAAGGUAUAUGUGUGCAAUGAAAGUUAAAAGCAUAUGUUCUAGCAUGAAAGCAAACAAUCUCAAAUAAACCAAAAAGGUUCUUAUUGUUAUUGGGCCAUUUCAUUUUAUUUUUAUGUUUAAUAAAAAGGUUCUUUAAAUUUUUGCAAUCGAUUGUCCAACUUCACAAUUACAAUUGCAACUACAUAUAAAGUCAUAAGCAAACCGUAAAUCAAGAUGAUAUGACUAAUUAAGAAAACUCCAAUGAAUAUACCUGAAUUCGAAGUAAUUAAGAAAAAAAA